AUGACUGAAUUAAUCAUUCAACAAACAAUUGACUCAGCAUGUUUGAAAAAAAAUCGAUCGAGUAGAAAUGAACGGCAAGUAUUCGCAAGUUCAUUUCUUAAUGUUGUUUCUCAAUGUAUUCAAAUUAACAACAGUAUUUUCACUGAUUAUGGAAUAGAUAUUCUAGAGACUAACGGUAGUUCAACAAUCACCAAUGAUGUUGUUCAUCGUCUACAUUCAUUAUCAUCCUUGUAUUUUCAAAGUCUUAAUCAGAAUACCAAUUGUAAUCAUAACAUGUUUUGUCAGACAUCUCAACAUAGAAAUAAUAACAACGAGAUGAAAGGAAAACAAUCCUACUCUGUAGAUAUUCAUUACGUAUCGAUUCGAUUACCAGCAAGAAUCGAAAUGCAAUUGAGAAACAAUCGACUUCUUCAAGAAACUAUUCAUAGUUAUCGACGAGAGAAGAAAUUAUCUAAAGUAAACAAAAGAUCUACCUUAAAACCACCAAACGACAAAGACGAAGAAGAUCUCUUAGCCAUUGAUGUUGAAUCGAUAUGUCCUGUAGAAUCCGACGAUGAUCAGACUUCCUCGCUGUCGAACACUGAUUGGAAUUCAAAGGAAAAUUUAAUUGACUUAAUGAGACAAAUUUACGAUCGAUGUAAAAAUCAAAGUAAUCAAAACGAUGAUAAAUUUCUUGCAAAUAUCAAAAAGAUACUCAGCAAGAUAAUCGAUGAUGAGGUCAUCUAUGAAUCUUCACAGAAUGAUACUCAUUUCAAUAAACAAAGAAGACAAAAGAAGACAACAAGUGGUGGAAUUUUAGAAAUUCUACCGUAUGAGAACACAUACGGUCAGUUCUAUCAUUCCAAUCAAUUUUCAUCGAUCGAAUCGACAAUGAUUGAGAAAAUUAUUCAAGGAGUACAUGCGAUGAUAGCAACAUUAACAAAUUCGAAAGAUGCAAAAGAUGUUCUAAAUGGUCUCAUAAUUACCACGGAUCCUUCAUCUCCUUUGAAUAGUCAUCUGAAUAUCAAACUAACCGAUGAACUGGUGAAAACACUCCAAAAACGUUUUAUGACCCGAAAACAACUUUAUACUUCCAAUAACGAACGCCGAAAUAUUCGUAUGGCCAUAGAUUUAGUCUUAGCAGAUUAUCGUCUGAAUGGUCUCACAAAUCUUUGUCGAUCCGAUUCAAUUCUUCUAUCUUGUAAGAUUCGAAAGAUCCUCAAAUGUACACAAACACGAACUCUAUGUUCAUAUGCGGAUAUCUUAACAACGCUCAACGAAUCCAAUUCUACAACACAAAUACACUUCCGUACGAUAACACGCGUGUGUUUAUCUUCCGAUGAAUUCAUUGAGAUUCUCGGUGAAAUGUAUCAAACAUGCUAUGCAACGAUGGAAACAUUGAAAUAUUAUUUAGAAGCAAGUGAUAUCAUUGAUACGGAAACGAAUCUUAUACAUUCGUCCGUAUCAACAUCGAAACAACUUGAUGAACUGAUGAAAUAUAUCUUAUAUGAAGAUGCAAUUCGAUUAGUAUGUAAAUUCAUAUCUGAUCAACAACGAAAUAAUAUCAAUGACGAAGACAAACAAUUGACAUUAAUUCUUCCGGCCAAACUAAACGAUUUGUAUCAACCCAUCAAAAAAUUAAGUGCUUUUAUGUCAACAACGGAAGUACUAACAGCGAUUAGAAAACCGUACCUAUCUCAAUUAAAUCAGAGAGCAAAAACGAAAACGAUAACAGUCAAUGAUCUACGUGCAAUUACUUCUCACAUUUGGUUAUCAGCAGAGGAUUUUCAAUCAGUGAUUACUACGCAUGCAGUUAGUUCAGAUAUAAUUUGUCAAUUUUACAUUGAUUUUCAUGAAAAAGAUGAUAUUGACGAACGAUUGGAUAGAAUAACAAGAAAAAUUCAUGAACAUCUGAAUUCACAUAGCUGCAUGAGUCGAAUAGUUUUCAAAAUGAUCGCUGAACGAUCCAACGGAACAAGCCUCAUUCCAUUUCUUGACGAAUUCAAUCGAACUCCUCGUUUCAUAUCAAUUAUUGAUAUCUAUGACGAGCUGCUUGCUUCAGGUUUGAUUUCCAUAAGCGAACUUCUGGUUCAAGCAAAACAAGAAAUAGUUAUAAAAAAAUCUUCGCUACUGAAACACUUUCAACACAUUUCAUUCAUUCGAAAACAUGAUGCGGAGUCAUUAACUGAAAUGACAUUAGUGAUACGAGAAGAUCUUCUAAUCGAAUUUCUUGUCCAACGAGCUCAAGCGAUUCGAGAAGCUUAUAUCGAUUGUAUAGUUAAUAACGCUGAACGUCGAGAUUUCAUUACGAAAAAUACAAUGAAAUCAACGAAGAGACUAUCGUCGCUAUCAAUUCACGAAUUCAUACGAUGCUUUCAUUUGAAUCCCAGUUGUGGAAAAAUAUUCUAUUGGAUGAAUUUGAUCGAUGAGAACAUAGUGAAGAUUUUGAUCGAGACAAAAACCUUUGUGAAUGAAUAUACAUUGAACGGAGUAUAUCAGAGUUUUCAAACAAGACUUCAAGAUACAUUAGACUCUGGGUCCUCUUAUAUUUGUGUGGAGAAUGCCGUUCACAGUAUUGACUUGAAGACAUUAUGUCAACUUAAAUGCUAUUUAACAUACGAACAGUCAUCUAAUCUGGUUGACUUUGCUGAUCUUGAAUAUAUCGAAAAUCUUUCAUCUCUAGUUGUAAUACAAGAUGUUGUUUCCUAUGAAAAUAUGAAGAGUUUGUUAGAAUCAGAUGGUUCUCGGCCGCCCACUUACGAACAAAUAUCCAAAUUGAUUCGUCCUAAACAACAAGUUAUUGAAUGUCGAACUCUUCAUGAUUCAUUUCGUCAACGAAUUCAUUUUCGUCAAAAGCGAUUCGAACGUGUACAAAAUCUACAAAAACUUCUACUCUCACCGGCACUAUUCGAUCAAUUCAUCGAACUGAUUCCUAUUUCAGGCGAAGAGUAUUUCGCUCGCAUCGAACUCGAUCGUCUCGAAGAUAUGAAACUUAUCGAUCUCGGUGUUUUGGCACUUCUACUCACAUUACAUCCGUACAAUUCUCUAAUUCAUCAACAUAAAUACGAAUGGUUUCGUGAUCAAGACAGUCGUUCGUCUUCAUCAUCUUCGGUGAACAAGAGCAGUUAUUUACAUAUCCUCGAUCCAAUCAUUGAAAAAUACUCCGUAUUCUUAACGAUUAACCUGAUCAAGAUUAUUUCCAAUAAGGAUCGAUUUUCAACUGUCAAUGAAAUCUUGUUAUCCGAUCCCGAACAUUAUUUAUCAGUUGAAGAAGUUUGGAAAAUCUGUGUCUAUGAAAAACUUUUAUCAUACGAUGAUGCUCUACGUAUUUGUCAAGAAACAUUUCCAAAUUCACAAACAACAAAUGCGAAUGAACUAUCCGAAAAUGGACAAAUACCAUCAAUAGACUCAAGUUCUCAGUUAAAUAAAACUAGUCCAACAGAAUGGUCGGUCCUCGAUUCUUAUAAUCAACACAUAGCAAGAUACUCUGACGAUGCAAUCCUUCAGGCAAAGUUGAAUAGAACAAUGUUCUUAGCUAUCUUUGAUUAUCUUCUUCAUUUGAACCAUCGAGUAACAAUUAAUGGAUAUUUACAACAAUUAUUUCACUCGUUCAAACCAAUUACAAUUCAUAAUGCACAAUUACUCAUAGAGAAAGAGAUGGCAAUUAUCAAAUUGUUGUUGCAUACACGUCAACAACAAGUUAAACUGAAUAUCAAUGAUCUAAAUCGAUAUUUAGAAUCUUAUCCAAUCCCAUGUCGAUUAGACAUAGCCAACGAUUUACGUCGUUCAAACAUGAUUUCUCAAUCUCUAGCCGAUCAAUACACACUGAUGCAAUGCUAUGAAUUGAAAUCAGCUAUACCAGAAAUUCAAACGAAUUUCCUCUUCUAUAUGCUGAUCAAACUCAUUCGAGAAGAAGGCUAUAUGGAUGAAGAAUGUGUGAAAAAGAUUCUUCAACAGUCUAAAACUGAUGCCAAUGAGAAGAAACUCAAUAAAAGUCUUCUACGCCACGGUUUCCUCACUAUUGAACAGCUAAGUCAAUCAACGAAAGACUUCUUCUUACAAGACUAUUUCGACGAACUAAACCUUGUAGCUGAACACAAACCGGUCAUUUCAAAAUCAGCUCUGUUAGAUCUUUUCCAUCGAGCGAUCCGACUCGAGUCUACUCUCAUGGAAAACAUGCGUCGACGUCAAGUGAUUCAACUUUCCACAAUAAUCAACCUCUUGAAACAUGCGAAAAUCAACAAAGAAAAAGUUCAACGCAAAGUUGAUAAUGUACUUUCCAAAAUGGAUGAAAAUACGCAUUUAUCUUCGAAAAUGGCUCGGUCUACAUUCAACAGAAUGACUAAACGACGGUCAUCAAUUCAAAAUGAAUUACACCCAUCAACGAAUACAACUCACGAAUCUCUGCUCAAUUUACGGUCAUUACGUCAUCAUUAUAUUCAAGCGAAAAUUCCUCGAAAUCAAUUGCAUUUAUUAGUCGAACAGGGUAGUUGGUCUGAACAAAUUCAUCUUGAAUUUAAACAUGAACUGGACAUAAUCGAUGCGGACAACUCAUUAGAUCUUAUUCGAUACAUGAUCAAGAGCAUUUCGUCGUUGAUCGAAGAAAACGGUUCUGUGGGAGAAAAGCCAUUGAUGAAGCAUUUUCAACAACACGAGAUUCUAUUUACAGCUGAUUUCGAUUUAUUACUUAUGCGGUAUGGUAUGGUGACACUGGAGGAUUUGAUUGAUCUGUUCGUUGUAAGUCGACUCGCUAAACCUGAUGACAUCAAAUCGUAUGCCAGAAGAAUAUUCUGUUUGAAUGUCAAGACAUUUGUGGAUAUCUCAAAAUCUCAUGAAGAUAUUUUAGUUAAAAAGAACGAUGUUGAAAAUAAGUUGGAAAAACGUUGGUGUUUAACAGCAAAUGAUCUCUCUCAAUUAUUGAAUGAUGUGCUCAAACUUGAUCGUCUCAAACGAAUUCUUGAUAUGAUAUCAAAUAUCAAAACAUAUAUUCGUUUACAUCCAAUCAAUACAUUCAACGCAGUGAAAGCAUUGAAACUUGAAUUUGAUUUCAAUCAUUCGGAUAUGAAAUUUCUACGGGACUUGAAACUUUUGAACGAUGUAUGGUAUAAGCGAUAUCUUUUAUCACGAAUAAGUGAAACCAAUGUCAACAUUUCAACCGUAGCCGAUGAAGAACAAGACCAAAACGAUCAGCAAGAAUUUCGCUUUCGUUCCAGCGCUGAUGAUAAGUUCGAUUUCGACAGUUUUAAUAAAUUACUAGAUGGAAGGGAAACGCAAUCAACUAUGAGUGAUCAACGUAAACAAGCAUAUCUACAACAAUUGAAGAAGCGAAAGGAUCAGUUGACUUCGUACAGAGCAAAAUUAUCUAUUGAUGAAGAUCGUCUUCAGUUAUCAUUGGAUCUGGAUGAAUUGCAAAAGGAAGAAAAGAAAAACGAUCGUCCGCGUGUUAUUGAACAAUUCUUUCUGAAUGCAUCUACUGGUGGAGCUCAACUUCUCCUUCCCUUCUUAUCAGACGAUCAACAACGAGUGUUCAUGCAAUUAGACUUUGCAAGCGAACGGUGCGUCGAAGAUUUCUAUAAAAUAUCUGAAGAAAGUGAAGUGAAGCCAAGUACUCACAAUGAUUUAGUAGAGGAAGAAUCAACAAUCUUAUCUGAUGAAAAACAUAUAAAGAUAUCAAUGAAGGAGGAUGUUGAUGAUCAGUCACUAACACCAUCGAAAAAUCAAGCGUUUGUGGUAGAACAACGUGAUCAAGUACAAAAGACAGAACAAGUUAUUGUACCUGCAUCCAUCGAUAAAUCCUCAUCACGAACCAAAGAAUCGCUCUUGGCAAAUUCUGUCGCUGACGAAAAAGAAGAGAAUCUACAAUUAGAAGCUUUACCUGAAGCGUCAGUAUCUACCCAACGGUUUAUUUCUCCGAAAAUAACUGAAUCAUCUCAUGAAUUGGUUGUCGAACAAUCUGAAACAUUAUCGGACAGUACCCACGCAACAUUAUGUCUGACUGAAGAUUUAUGCACUACUCUUUAUCAAUCAUUUGAAGAAAUGUCAGCUGUGGAAAAGACAUCAUUGAGAAAACAACUGCAGCUCGUUCGCUAUAAAGUCGAUCAAUGGCUUGAUAGCAUCUUGCAACACAAUAAACAGUUACAAUCGCUUCAUAAUUCAAAUCAAUCAUUGAACCAACAUACCACGCAAUUGAUCGACUAUUUCCAUAAAGAAUUGAAUCUCUUCAAUGAAAAUUUGAUUUCGUCCAUGUUAUCGAAUUCGUUGGCUGAGUCAAAAAUCAAACAGCUUGUUCAACAACGAACACAUCAGAUGGAGAAUGUUUUACAAGAAAUGAAAGAUCAUCAAGAUAUGUUACGUGAUAUUCAUCAGCAGAUCGUCGAUGUAGAUCAAACGAUUCACGAUGAUUCAAACAAAAGCAAUCUGUUUAAAGAUUUAACUUUGAGAUUUAGCACAUCUAAAGAAGAUUUCGAGCGAAUUAGAAAAUCUGAAGUGAAUGAUGUCCAACCAAUUUUCAGAACACGCCUCGAAUUAGCGAUUCGAACACUCGAUGCUGACGUGGAGCUCAUCGAGCGAAUAUUUGACGGAAAAUCACCUAUCAAUACCGACUUAAACACCUCAUUGAUUGCAACAAAUGGUUGUAAACUACCUGCACAAUCCAUCGAAUUACGAACUCAUGAAAAUAUGAUUCUCAUUCGAAAUGAUUUAGCUGAAUUGAUUAAAAAUAUCACGACUCGUAGAAUGACCGUCGAUAAAAAUCAAGCGUUACAAGAUUUGUUUCAAAUAGACACAGCUGAACGUCUACGAGUAAUCAGACAGGAGUAUGCAGAACAGGAGAUCCACAAAGCAAAAGUUCAAAAUCUAGAUACAAAAUUAGAUGAUCUAGUUGCAAUCAACCAGGAGCUGGACAUUCAAUCGAUUGAAAUUCGAAAUCAUCUACAAAACAUCAUGACUAUGCGCUUGAACUCAAACCAUUCAAGUUUACCAUUGAAUGCCAUACUCAAAGUAUUCCCAAUGAAUCAGUUAGGAAGACCAAUUGAACAACCGGCAUGUCUUGUCGACGAGCAGGAUGUGCCUUUAUCUGACCCAGUCCAUUUUAUUCGAUUACCUCAAGAUACCGAUCGCUUUCAAAUCUCGAACGACAUGUAUGAAUUAACAAUUGUUGAUGAACACAAUGUUUCAAUAUGUGAUCCAAUCACAUUCAAACGCUUUACAUCCGAAUUGAUUACAUUUGAGUAUUCCGAUAGCGAUCGACGAGUUGUUGAAGUAUCCGCACAUAGCUUCACAGUUAAAAUAAUUUCACUUCGACUAAGACUAGUUCCCUUCGACCAAUUACCUGAAACAGAACAGCCAACAAGUCAAUCGUUAUUCGUCACGGACAAAAGGAAUCAGUUACUUUCGAAACCAAUACAAUUGACCGAUGAUAUCAGUACAUCAUUGAAUGUUUCUGAAUUCAAACUAGUUACCUUUCUCAUUGACGAGAAAACGAACAACCAAGUACUACUAACACCCGAACAGUAUCUGAUUACAUCGCAACAAGCAGAAUUUACGUCCAGAUACUUUGUUACGUAUCUAACCGAUCAAGACGACCGACUUAUCUCAGAGUCUGUCCAAACAUCUGAUUUUACAAUGCAAACGAUAAACGCAAUCGAAGAUACAGUUUUGAAAAGACUGGUACAAUAUGACAGAACUCGUCAUCACUUGUUCGAUUCAACAGUUUCAGCAACAGACAGUCAAGAACUCUUGGCGACUAUCUCAAAUGAACUUCAUUUUAUGCAUACUUACAUCGAAGAUCGAAUGAACAAAUUGAAAAUUGAAGAGAAGAUUAUCGAACAGAUUCUUCCCAUUCUUGAUGAACGUUAUAAUAUUAUUUCAACAGAUCAUAUCGAAUAUAAACAACAACAGGUCCAGAUGGAUUAUCUUCUUAAUACUAUGAAAUCCAUCGUACACUUGGACGAAAAACUAACAACAGCUCGGAAAAACAAGGCUGCUGGAUCCUUAGAAGUCGAAACACUUGAAAAUCACCUUAUCCAACAAUUGAUACAGAUCUCCGAUGAUCUCAAUGAUCAAUCUAUUGUUGAAGAAGUUCAAAAUCUUUCGCAACACUUUCACAAGACGCCACUCCUUAUUGAACUUCGACGCCUUGUUCUUUCCGGCAUAAAAACACAUGCAAAAGCAAUUCAAAAGAGAUGCGAAACUCUAUUGAUGAAGAUUCAUCAGAAGUCCAACCAAUCGAAACAGCCGGAUCAGAUUCGUACAGAGUAUAUUCAAUAUCUUACUAAACAACUCAAUAGAGAACGAACGCGUGAAAACGAAAUAGAACAACUUUAUGAAAAAAUCGAACGAAUGCAAUACGAUCUUUAUCAAAAAAUAGGUACGAUGGAAUUCUGUAUGAGUUAUAAGAAAAACCAUCUUGAUAUUUUCAUUGUUUUGACAGUUGACUCAGAAGAUACAAUUGAACUCGAAGAUCUUGACAACGUGGUGAAAACUAUGUAUAACCCAGAUAGAAUCGUAGUGUCAAGCUACGUGCAAACGAAAAACGAGAAACUCAUCUACAGAUUUCAUCACACACUUCGCUAUCUCCAUGAUCAAUGCAAAAUGGUUGAACGAAACAAAGAUGUUUUUCUUCAUGAAAUGCAACGAUUUCUACUCGAUACGAAUGCUAAUGAAUAUUCCUAUUUUUAUCAGAUCAAUUUUGCUCUAAAUGAAAAAAAAAUUCAUUCUCAUCAGAAACUAUUGGCAUACAUCGAAAAAAUCAAAAUUUUACUGAACAAACUCGAGACACUGUCAGACACAACUGUUCAGCGUGAUUUUCUCUUGACCAAACUUGAACGUUUAUAUGAAAUUCUACGAGAAAACUAUCAAAUCGAACUUCCUUCUGCAACAGACAUGGAAUCUCUGCGUCUGACGUUAAAUACCAUCAGAAAGACUACAGAAAAAGAAGUGCAACAGCUGAUUGGAACGAAAACUGAUUUGUCACGGAAAUUAGACGUAUUUAACAAGAAAGAAGAGUUAAUCCAACGCACUAAACCUGUUGAAAUCAUCCCAGAGGAACAAUUGAUUAUAUUAGAUACUUUUACUCACCAGUCGACAAUUGAACCAUUCAAUUUACGUCAUGAAUUUUACUCGACAAGAAUUGAACAUGUUGCCAAUUUUCUAAAACGAGGUUUAUUUGAUCCAUCUGCACUUAACAGAACGUUACAAUACUUGGAAUAUUAUGCUAAAAGUUUAAAAGAAGUAAAGAUUGACAAUGAAAACGAUUUGAAAAAUAUCACAGAACAAUUGUUUAAUACACGAAAAUAUUCCGUAGUUGACAGUCUUGUUCGUGAACAAGUCGAAGAUCUGGCAGAACAGGAAAAUAGAGUAACACGAUGUCAACAAUCAAUAAUUCGAAUACAAACAAUGAUUGAUGAAGUAAUCGAACACCUUCGAACUUUGCUGAGUUCUAAUACAGAGCCAAGAACUUAUCCGUUAUCAUUAGUUGAGUUAAAACAGAAAGCAAUAGAAUCAAUCAUUCAAUCCAAUGAAUAUGAACGCUUGUCUAAACGUGUAUCACCUAAUUUGUUACUGUUACAUGAAAUCACUUCCGGACAACAGUUAAUCUCUUUAACCGCACCGUCGCUUCUUAAUCAUUUUCAGUUAGGAAUAAAAUGCAUGAUUCAUCAAGAACUCUCAUCCCAAGUUUUCCUCCUUCGACGUCAAUCAUCUGCUUUUCGAAAGGAUUACACCGAACAAUUAUCGUCGCUGGAUCCAACGGACACCACAGUUCAAACGAUACGAACAGAAAUCACAUAUCUACAAAGAAAAUACGAUGAAGCAGUUGCUGUUGGUGAUAUCAGCCAGCAACUAGCAGCAAAACAAAUCAUAUCUGCCAAAAUGCAAGACAAUUCUGAACUAUUCAAAACUAAACUCUCGAAAACUACUGAGCAAUUACCUGUUGACAGUCAGAAGAUCAUGGAAUAUCUGAAAUCAGAUACUUCAACUACAUCGAUAACAACAAAUGAACAAUCUUUACCAUCAGCUCAAAUAGACGAACGAAUAGAUGAGCUACUAGCUAACCAAAUAAAGACUAUACACGAACUAAUCCUUACUAAUGCUGAACAAAAUGAACAACAUUCUGUUACAGAUCUCCAACAAUUGAGCGAUGAUCUGAAGAGAUUUCGCGAAGAAAAUAAUCGACAUCGAGAGAUUGAUGCUCAACUUCAGAUCUUAGAUAAUAUCGAACAAUUAGAUCAUGAUACAAAUACUCGAAAUGUUGUGGAAAAUCUUCGUAAACAUCUCCUUAACGAACAACAAUUGUCAUUCGCUGUUAAAUUAACUGAACAAUCACAUCACAACGCACCUAUUCAAAUCGUACCAACUUUAUCCAACGUUAUCGAAUCAACUCGCUCUGUUAUGAUAAAUGAUUCUCUCGAACCGACAGACAAACCGUUAUCGAGUAUGAACGCGAAUGAAUUGUAUCAAGAACUGCAACAAUUGAAGUAUUCAAUUGCAUCCGCUUUCGAUCAUGAACUAACGACAUCGAUUACUCCAGAUAUUAAAAGUUCAUCAGCAGUACCAUUGGCGUUGACAGUUGAUAUGACAAUUGAAGAUAGUGAAGAACAUGUUCAGAGCGAUGACGUUCACGUAGUCCGAAUACCUAGCCAAAAUCGAUUGCAAUCAGGUUCAAUGCAAAGCUUUCGCAGUUCUUUUCAAACCUCCAAACCUACUCAAGAUUCAACAAAUGAUCUCACUGCAGUCGGUCGUAGAACAUCAUUAUCCAUCGUGGGAAAUGCUCGAAAAUAUUCCAUUGAGCAACAAAAAUCCAAACAGCGACAAAUCGCGAAUUCAACACAUCGAUCUGUUAGACAAUCUGAACGUCAAUACGGAGAAGUUUAUGUUCGCCAUCAACUUCCUGAAGACAAACCUUUCUUGGAUAGUCAUCGGGAUAUACAUAGUAAAUUGUAUGAUAAAGUUAAGAAAAAGACGCGUUUAGUUAAAUUCGAAAGAACAAUAAAAGGAAAUACAGUAAUCCAUCGGCAAGUGAAUUUACCGAUGACUGUCUCGCUUGUUCCACAGCGAGCAGUUUACGAAGAGAACCUUCAACCAGCACCACCAUUAAUACAUGUGAAAGAUAUUCCUGACCAUUCCAUCAAGAAAGUGGCUAGUGAUUCAAAAUCAAUUGAAAGAUUAUUCUCCAUAUCUGCAUCAUCGACAUCACUAUCAAAAACCGAUUCUGAACAAAAAAUUCCUGACUUUAAUGAUUUCGACUAUCUCCACGAAACAUCUGAUACUCCAUCAUCGUAUCAUUCAGCUACUGCUCUCUCUCUCAUCGCAGAAGUAUCUGAAGAAGUUGAGUUAUCCGAUCAAAUACCAUUCAAAUCAGCACUUGAAGAUUCGUCCAUGAAAAUCGAUACGGUUGCCGCAGAAGAUACCAUCAAUGAAUUCCAUGGUUCAAAUACUGAACAAAAACUAGAUGCCACUCUAAAAGUGACACCAUCAAAUGUGUCCCCUGUCACCAGUCAUAUACACACUCAACAAUCAGAGAUGUUAAAGAAUCAAGUAAAACCUACUGAAAAUAUCGUCACUAAGACUAUGUCAUUCUUCUUUCACACUAAAAUCAAGAUGACAACUUCGCCGACUGUUCUCGAAGAUCUUCCGAGAGCGGUCAUUGCCAAAAAACCAAAACCAUCAGCACCAACCAAGCGAAAGAGUACAAAAAAGAAGCCUUCUGAACGGAAAUCAAAGCUGAAUACGACUAUUCCAGUCGAGGACAAUCAAUUGAUGCCAAUACAACCUACAAUAGAUGAUGACACAUUGUUCGCUCAAGAUCUCGAUGUUGAACCUGAGAAUGUUUUACCUCCACCUGUCAUACUCGAAAGCAAAGUCGUUUAUCAUAAAGUUGAUGGUAGAUUGAAACGCAACAAAAAGAAAGAGAAAAGAAGCAGUAGUCGCGAUAGGACGAAAAUGAAAUCAAAUAAGAAUGAACCUCUAGUACAAUCCGCACCGUUGGUACUAAUGCCACGAAAAGCUGUGCCUUUCAUUUCCGCUACAGAAGGUAAACAGAUCGAUGUCGAAGACGAUCUUCCAAUGAAGUCGAGAAAGAAGAAACGAAAACGUUCAUCUAAGUCAAACCGUCGACAUACAAGAUCUCGAUCGUCAUCGAAGAAAAAGAAGUUAUCUGGUGAGAACAAGAAGAAGAAGAAAAGUAGAAGUCGAUCGAAGAAACAAUUGAAAAUAGAAGAAAAUAUCGAUCAUGUUUCAAUUGAACCACAGAUGAUAACAAAUAAAGAUGCUCUUGCUAAGCACCUACUCGAUGUCAAAAGAUUCACCGGUCCACCUGUGUCUGCUCUUACUUCUGAUACGACACACAACGACAGUAAAGAUACGAGGAAACAUUCUCGAUUAAAACUACUCAAACCAAUGAUUAAAAAUUUUGAACUUGAUACUAAUUCCCAUCGAUACAUAAGCGAAGUUCAUGAAGUUGAUGCAUAUGAUCUAGAUAAAGAGUUGUUUGAUUUUAAUAAAGAUACAGUAGAUGUUAACCAACCAGCGAUGUUUACUGAAUAUAUUCCUGAGUUAUUUCAAAAACAAGCAGAAGAAAAACAAAUUCGUCGAAUUUCGUUAACAGCAAUUAAAACAGACGAAAGUCUUGUUAAACGUCUGGCACCAAGAGUAUCUCGAUUGUACAAUGGCUGGCAGCCAAGUAAUACACCUUCUGUACAUACACAAGAAUUUCAUCCAUUGAGGAAAUAUCUCAUGUCGAAUCUAUCGUAUUAUUUCGAUGAGGAAUUCGUUGACGAAUCGGGUCUUUUUCAAAAUCCGAAAAGCUCCGAUAAAACUCAAACACGAAUAAAACAAGCCACUCAACGUUUCCGCGAUGAUUAUAUCAUAAAAGAAUUUUUCCAUUGUUGGAAAGACUAUACAACAGAAAAGGCUCGUAUUGCUGAACUGCGACGAAAACGAGUGUUGAUUGAUUUUCGUGAAUUUUGGUUUCAAGAUGCACUUUCCGACCCGUUCUAUUCGUAUUUCCAACAACCAUCAGAUUAUGUCAAAAAAUUAGAUCAACAACAUCAAAUGGCUUAUCGUUUACAUAAACGUCUCGUUCGAACAGGCCGUGAACAACCCAAAGAGACGAUGAAACAUACGAAUCGUCCAUCAUUUUUACCUUAUCUCUUCAAUCUACCUCAAAACGACCUCGAUCGACAAAUUUCGCUAACGCAUCGUCGUGUUCAACUGAUAAACAGCGCGGACGGCGACGAUAAUAUUCAGCUCCUUCCUCUAUCGAAUCUGUUGGCAAGUCAAGAUGAAGUUUUAUCAUUAAUACGUGAACGUAUUCACCUUUACAAUCGAACCAAAUCUUCCAUGGAUAUUCAUCGAGAUGAGUUAGCCAUUAAACAACUGUUGAUCAAUAGUUCAUUGUUAAAACAAGGAACAAUCAAAGAUUUAGAUCGAUUGAUCAUCGAUUACUAUACAUCAUUGGAAAAUUACGAAAUAAAAACUCUCCGCAAAAUCUCCAAUCAGUCCGUCAAAUUACCACCACUCACAGCUGCCAAAUAG
Adineta ricciae is the source of this 13512-nucleotide messenger RNA. NCBI's taxonomy places the organism in Eukaryota, Metazoa, Rotifera, Eurotatoria, Adinetida, Adinetidae. The record is from the annotation of a GenBank genome assembly.